AUGAAUUCAGGGCGCUCAAUGCUUCCUGUUCUUCCUCCUUUAAAUAAUGCUAAUCCAUCAACUAUAGACUAUAAAACUGUCUCUGAGAACCCCGAUAAGGUUGUAGAUUUAGUUGAUCAAUUAUUUGAUCAAAUUAUGGAGUUAGCGCAAGUUAAUACUGUUGUCUAUGCAAUCCAAACUCUUCUCGCACCACUUUACAAUACAAAAAAGAUAACAUUGUGGCAUUAUAUUGAAUCUCAUAAUACAUUCUUUUCGCAGACUUACAAAAUACAUGAAGCAGUUGAAGGAUCAAUACUUCAAGAAGCAUUUACAGAGAAAAAAGUUGUAUAUAUUCCAUACGAAAAAAGAAAUCAAAAGAAAUAUACUCAAAAUGAAAACAUUUCGUGUGAACAAGAUAAUGUAUUAGUAAUUCCUAUGGUUCCUCGUACAGGUACUGUUGGAGCUGUCAUUGAAAUUGCGAUUGAUCAUCAUAAAGUUUUUAAUACUGAUCAUUAUCAAAUUGCUCAACUUCUUAUGUCUAAGUUUAAGAGUUAUUACAGCUAUCUUAUUGAUGAAGAUCCAUUAGAUAACGAAGCAAUUCAAUUAUUAGUUUCUACAUCUUUACCAGAAACAUAUAAACGAAUUUCAGGUCUUUUAUCGAAGUUUUAUGCUGCCAGAGUUGUUGAAUUUUGGAUGUUGCGAACACGAGAUAAUUCCAUCUUAAAAGUCUUUGAUGAAUCAGAGAAUCCGACAAAUGUUGAGCAAGAUAUGGCUGGUAUUGCAGGGUAUGCACUUGAGCACUUUGUUGUUAUCAACGAACGCUACAUGAAGAAUAAUAAAAUUAUAAUUCCCAAGUUGAUGGCAAUGGUGACUAUUCCAUGCUCUGUGUUCCAUGCCAAUUAG
Molecule: messenger RNA, 882 nt
Organism: Trichomonas vaginalis G3
Lineage: Eukaryota; Parabasalia; Trichomonadida; Trichomonadidae
Product: 3',5'-cyclic-nucleotide phosphodiesterase protein
Exons: 1
Coding region: 1-882 (293 amino acids)
Source: RefSeq, a predicted model, not a curated record